GCUUGCAGCACUUAGAAAGGUUAGCAACUUCAGUUAUUUGUCAUUUAAAGCUUGUAAUGUAUCGUUUGUAGUAGUAGUUAGCCUUCAAAGACUCGGUUAUAUUGUGUUUUUUAGAGCUAAUGCUAGUUAAAGUGUCUUUUUGGGGUGCUGCUGUUUAUUUCUUUAUAACACAAGUUUGCCAAAUGUGAGGUCCGUUUGACGGGGCUUUAAUCAAACCAAACCACCAGCCAUGAGGUCUUUGAACUAUGUUCAACGGGUCAGCCUGGAUUUCACCGGAACUCUGUUUCCUCACGCGAUCUGUCUGGGAGAUGCAGACAACGACUCGCUCAACGAGCUGAUCGUUGGAGACACCAGCGGAAAGCUGCUCAUCUACAAGAAUGACGACUCCAAACCGUGGAUCACAAGAACCUGCGUGGGGAUGGUCGGUGCCAAACCAGAUAUCUCGUGUUGGCUGAAUGUUUACGUUCCCCUUACUUGUGUGGCAGUUGGAGAUGUUUGCAACAGAGGGAAGAACGUUGUGGUUGCUGUGGGUGCAGAAGGCUGGUUUCACCUCUUUGACUUGACCAAUGCGGCUGCUAGUAAAUCUGAUUCCUCCAGCCAGCACGAAUUUGUGUCAUCUGAGGACCAAAGGCCCUUUUUCACCCAACAUAUUCCUGCCAACACCAAAGUUCUCCUCAUCAGUGAUAUCGAUGGAGAUGGACGCUGUGAGCUGGUGGUGGGCUACACAGACCGAGUGGUGCGAGCUUUCCGGUGGGAGGAGCCGUCGGACAGCUCGGACGUAGGAUCUGGUCAAAUGGUUCUGCUGAAGAAAUGGCUUCUGGAGGGGCAGGUGGACAGUCUGUCCGUUAAUCCGGGUCCGGAGGGUCUGCCGGAGCUCAUGGUGUCCCAGCCGGGCUGCGGCUACGCCAUCCUCCUCUGCACCUGGACGCAGCAGGACUCCACCGACUCUGACGAGGACGCCCCGGCCACACCGGGCAGCGAGGGGCCCUCCAGAGACGUCGCUCUGCAUCUGACCACGGGGCGCAUCCACAACAAGAACGUUUCCACCCAUCUCAUUGGCAGCAUAAGCAAAGGUUCAAAAGAGGAAUCUGCUAAAUGUGGACUGUUUGCACUCUGUACGUUAGACGGAACCCUGAAGCUGAUGGACAGCUCAGAGCAGCUGUUGUGGUCAGUUCAGGUGGACCACCAGCUCUUUGCCCUGCAGAAGCUCGAUGUCACGGGAGAUGGCAGAGAGGAAGUGGUGGCGUGUGCCUGGGACGGUCAGACUUACAUCAUCGACCACAAUCGAACCGUCGUGCGGUUCCACUUCGAUGAAAACGUCAACGCCUUCUGUGCCGGUCAGUACACCUGCAAGGAGGGCAGGAACAGCCCCUGCCUGGUGUACGUCAGCUUCAGCCAGAAGAUCUACAUCUACUGGAAGGUGGAGCUGGAGCGCAUGGAGUCCACCGACCUGCUGCGAGUGCUGGACGAGAGGCCCGAGUUCAGGAGCCACCUGAAGGCGCUGGGAGUCGAUGCUGAGGAUUCAGCUGCCGUAAAAGACCUGGUGGCAAACCUCCUUUACCAGGAUUCACGGACGUAGCGCAUCCACACAUGUCACCGCUCUGCCUCUCUCUGAUUCCCACCCCUACCCCCCUCCCCCUUCCCCGAAUGUAAACAGCGCUCUAAUAAACCCUCCCUGUCCUUCCCCCGUGCGGCUGGUGGCGUUUUCUUUGUUUUUCCCGUCAGAAAAGACGUGCCAGGCUGAACGCUUUCUGAAGAAUCUCAGACCUGCACGCUGCCUCUGUCAUUGGUAUUCCGUCCGCCCGGGUUGCCUUUAACGAAACAGAGGGAGGACGAAAGCAAAAAAGGAUACAUGCAGGAGGGAAAUGCUGCACUGUUUAACCCGCUGCUUUCCCCCGCUGACUGAGUUUUCUGUCUGUCAGAAAGGAGCCUCCUGACCAAAACGGAGGUCCAUCCUUCCCUGUCAUCCCCCUGUGGCUUCACAAAUCUGUUUUAUCUGGUGGAUCUGAGCAAGGAUGCAAAGCCCCGCAGAUCUUACGUAACGCGGCCUGUGUUGCGUAAUGGCGCCGGCAUGGCAGCCAGACGGCAGCAGAGCCCGCCAGCUGAGCGCCAAUCGGCCAGCAGGGCGUGACCAACGGAGGGGUUGAGGGGGAAUCACCCACUGUUCCUCCGGGGAGGAUCCUAUAACCACCUCUGCCUCUCCCAUGCAAUAUAGAUGAGGUGUGCGCCUGAGGGAGGGGCUCGGGUGUCCUGGAGGGCCGCAGCCUCUCCUCUGCCCUUUAGAUGUGUGCUCCAAACCCCGUACCCAGAGCUCUGAGGUUUCACCCGAUUUACUAUUUACAGUUUGUUUAAUUGGUACCCGUGUUUUAUUAAAGUUUGACAUUUCCGGGCAUGUUCUGGUAAAAGAAAAAAAAAGCCUUCAUUCUACACUUUCCACCGACAGAUAACAGUUUAUGGUCUCGUCGCUAAAUAACUCAAAUGUUAUUUGACUCAAAUAACUUAAAACGUGCCCAUGAGGCAGUGGUUUAUCCUGUUAGAAGCAUCCAGUGAUCAUGCACAAAUAAUAUCAUAACUUGUGAAUGAAUAGUGAAAAUGGUGUCCAUGGUGGUGACUGGUCGCAUUGUAGAAAGAAUGUAUUUCAACCCUGCCAAAGCACAUGGGGGAUCAUCUUUUAUUCAAGAGGAUAUGUUUUAGAUGAGUAAGAAAGAUUUGUUGUUUUCGUGCUUGGUCGGUUUCAUGAUGUAAAAUGUUUGGUUUUUUAUUGUAUAUAAUAACAUUAUAUCAUAUAAAAUUGGUUUGUGAAG
Menidia menidia (Atlantic silverside) is the source of this 2804-nucleotide messenger RNA. The record is from the annotation of a GenBank genome assembly. Lineage: Eukaryota; Metazoa; Chordata; Actinopteri; Atheriniformes; Atherinopsidae.